Dermacentor silvarum is the source of this 1884-nucleotide messenger RNA. RefSeq lists its product as uncharacterized. The coding region runs from base 163 to 1584 and encodes 473 amino acids. The transcript has 6 exons. The record is from RefSeq and is a predicted model, not a curated record. Lineage: Eukaryota; Metazoa; Arthropoda; Arachnida; Ixodida; Ixodidae.
CUGUCGGUCUCUCGGACAGCGGCGGGACGUGAGUCACGUGACUGACAUCGCGCGCGGUUCGGCAGGUGCGUGGACGGUCGGAAGGGGACGUUUCGGCUAAGAGAAGAGAGAUCAGUUUGCUUGUACAGUGAUGAGGAGGUAGCCCAGCGGAUUGCUGCCGAAAUGUUCCCGAAAGAAGUCUGCAUAGCCGUCAUGGCGCUGUGCGCCGUGAAACUGGUGACGUCUGGUGACGAGGUGGUCCUGCCGUCGUCUUCGUCUGGUGUGAACAUAACGGGCAACAUGCGCUCGAUGGACGAGGACCAGGUGAUGUCGCUGCACGAACUGCUCAAGCGGAAGUUGGAACGGACCCGCGGCCUUGUCAGCCUGGGCAUGGAUCCGUUCCAGGCGGGGUCCAUGGGAUUUCUAAUACAGGAGCCGGGCGCCUACGUCAACGUCUCGCUCACCAAGGUCACCGUGACGGGACUAUCGAACUUCACCAUCCGUGACGUGGCUACCAAUAACGCCGCCAUGCGCGCCAGCGUGCUGAUGAUCAUGCCCCGAUUGGAGAUACGAUGCGCCUAUCGCGUCAAGGGCUACAUCAGCGGCGAAGGCGAGAAGGAGUCUCGCGUGAUCGACGAGAGCGGCCAGUUCGAGGCGGUGCUGGGUCGCGCCGCCAUGUCCUGGUUCGCCCGGGUGCUGCACGUCGACAAGGACGACCUGCUGGUGGCCCAGACGGGCCUGAGGACGCACGUGGACGAGGUGACUAAGCGGUUCCUGCAGACGGCCAAGUCCAGGACCCAGUCCGAGGAUCAGGACGUCAUGGGGGUGGUCGGCGACAGCAUCGUGGACCACGUGCGCCAGAUGGUCGAGGACAAGCUCAACAGGAUCAUCACCAAGGCGGUGUCCACGAAGCCCGCCGAGGUGCAGGACCUGCUCGAGUCGAUGGUCGUGCCGACGCCGCACUCAGAGGUACCGCGCACCUUCUCGCCCCACGGGCACCGCAUCAGCAAGCGCCAGGUUCCCUGCAACAACGGCACCGAGCUGGACGACUACGUCGACUACCUGUUUCGAUUCGCCACGCGUCUCAUCCGUGCCAUGGAGCCCAUUCAGGGACCCAACUUCACCAUCUACAUCGAGGAGCAUCUUCAGGUCUUCCUGUACGACGUCCAGGCGCGAAACGUGCACACACUGUCUCGCCGCAAGCCGGCCUACGUCAUCUGCAAGAACGGCGACGUCACCGUGGGCCUGGUCAUCCACCUGGACAGCAUCUUUGCGACGGCCAAGUACCGCGUGCUCACCGACCACCGGCACCUGCUGUACAACGGCGACGCCGACAUCAAGCUCACGGGCACCGUCGUGUGGAUCCAGAUCUCGCAGCUCGCCAACGGCAACAACCGGCUCGACGUGGUUCGAAUAUGGAGGAUGGGCAGGGCCCAGGUGCUGCUCAAAGGACUCGGCAAUCUCACGUCGGCCAUAUCCAUGUUACUCACGAGCAUACUGAACCACGACCCGUGGAACGUGAUACCUGUGGCCGAAGCGCAGGCCAUAACGUUCGGCAGGGAGAUGCUGGCGAACAUUACCGUGCCCAUAUUCUCGCUCGUCUGAGGGUGCCACCGUCUGUUUCUCGAUCGCCUCGACUUCCGGACGCCGGCCGGGUGGCCCGUUCGCAUCGAUGUAUAUGGACGUAACCCUCGUCGAAACACUUCCGUUAAUGUGUCCAAUAACUCUAUACAGACUUCCCCAACGAGUUGUUUCCUGGGAGUUGCCGUAAUGUCCUCUGGACUUUUGUGAGCCCCCUUGAUCAACUGCUCAAAAGGCACUAGGGACAAUGGUAGCGUGUGCCCUUUGUACGCACGCACAACAGUCCAAAAAGAAGGUGUUAUCAAUCCAUGAUGGAAAUGUUUU